This is a messenger RNA of Galleria mellonella (greater wax moth), 2367 nucleotides long. RefSeq names its product ecdysone oxidase-like. The record is from RefSeq and is a predicted model, not a curated record. Gene Ontology annotation, molecular function: ecdysone oxidase activity; flavin adenine dinucleotide binding. NCBI's taxonomy places the organism in Eukaryota, Metazoa, Arthropoda, Insecta, Lepidoptera, Pyralidae.
AGUCAAAAGAAACGUUUGCGUGGAACGAGUUGUCUAAAGAUUAUAAUGUUCUUAGAAACUGCGACAUACGUUAUUUCAUAUAUAGAAAUUAAGUUGUUAGUGCCAGUUAUUACACUGUUUCAAUAUGGCCUGAUAUUGGUAUCGAGUUUGCCGCUAGGUUACAAUGAUUAUCCACAACAUGCUACUGUCCACAAUGGCCAGAGUUUUGACUUCAUUGUGGUGGGAGGUGGUACAGCAGGCUGCGUGCUGGCUAACAGGCUCACAGAAAUCUCUGAUUGGACCGUGCUGCUCAUAGAAGCUGGUGAUGAUCCACCAGCUCUUGCCGAUAGUCCUGGUUGGUCUACACUUGCUGGAACCUCUCUACCGGACUGGGGUCACAAUACGGUGGACGACAAGCGAACGAGUCAAGCUCACAAGAAACGAAACAUACACCUCACGUCAGGCAAAAUGCUCGGAGGUUCCAGUAUAUCCAACUACAUGUUCUACGUGAGAGGAAACCCAGCUGACUACGACGGCUGGGCAGAGCGUGGAAACCCAGGCUGGAAUUGGGAUAAUGUCCUGAAUUACUACAAGAAGAUGGAACGUAUCGAAGACGAAGUAAUACAGAAGCAUUCAGGAAAGUUACGUGGACAAAAUGGUUACUUAGGCGUAGGAAGAUUUCCGUGGGAGCACAGAACUGAAAGUUACUACGAAAUAUUCAAAGAGAAUGGACGCAAUAUACUUAUAGAUUACAAUGGCAAAGAACAGUUGGGCUACGCACCACCGCAGUUUUCAAUAGCUGACGGAAUUCGACAGAGUACAGCGGCGGCAUACUUAAAGCCGAUUAAAGAUCGCCCAAAUGUCUACGUCCUCAAAAAUAGUGUUACGAGAAAGAUUAUUUUCCAAGACAAGAAAGCAAAAGGCGUAGAAAUUAGUCUUCCAGAUAAUAGCGUUAUCAAUAUUGUAGCUAAUAAAGAAAUAAUUUUAUCUGCAGGCGCAAUAAACAGUCCUAAAAUACUAAUGCUGUCAGGUAUAGGACCUAAAGAACAUUUGCAGGAAAUGAACAUUGGGAUUGUACACUCAUCAGCGAAUGUUGGUCAAAAUCUUCAAGAUCAUGUCUUAGUUCCUGUAGGAGUAACUGGGAAAAAUAAUAUUACUUCGAUAAUUCAUAACGCGGAUGCAUUGGUCAAUCUAAACAAAUUUCCUAUUGCUACAAUGUUAGGAUUCGUGUCCUUAAAUAAAACACAAAAGUAUCCUGAUUACCAGACAACGGUGUGUCCUUUACCAACUGCAAGCGUUUUAGCUGCUACGUUGUGUUCCCAAAUGUUAGAUUUAGAAGACGACGCAUGCAUAGAUCUUGCUAAUAAUAGCAAAAAAACAGAACUAUUGUUUGCAUUAAUUACUCUUCUGCAUCCAAAAUCUAGAGGCAGCAUACGAUUGAAAAGUAAAAAUCCUCUAGAUUCACCAUUAAUAUUGACAAAUUACUUUUCAAAUGAAAAGGAUUUGGAUGAUUUUGCAUUAUAUAUAGAAGAUUAUGUUACAGUCCUAAAUACAAACUACUACAGAAGCGUCAAUUCAAAAAUAUUAGAUUUAAAUAUAAAGCAAUGCAAAGGCUUAGAAUUAGGUAGUCGCGCCUUUUGGAAAUGUUAUAUUUUAAAUACAGCAUGGACGCAUUACCACCCAGUGGGAACAUGUGCGAUGGGACCAGAAGGUGAUGGGGUUGUGGAUAAUAAGUUGAGAGUUGAGGGUGUGCAGGGUUUGCGAGUGGUGGACGCCUCAAUAAUGCCCACCAUCGUCAGCGGUAACACUAAUGCCCCAGUAAUAAUGAUAGCAGAGAAAGCAUCUGAUAUCAUAAAACUUGAUCACGGGAUAAGUCCGAUUUAAAGGUGACAAAAUAGUGUAACAUUUAAGAAAUUGUAUACAGUUUUAGUUGUAAAUUAAGGGGUUUUUUUUUUAAUGGGUGAAAAUGGUAUGGUAACCCCGCCCGCGCUAACGGGAUACGCUGGCGGAGCACCAGUGAAGGGUGAUAGAUGAGAAUGAAAACAGGCCAGUUAGCCCAUCAUGAUGAAUUCAUCAGGAAUUAACCAUGAUAGUUUCCAGGGGAACCGCGAGGUGGUUGACCUGGUUGGGUAUAUUGCUAGCAAUGGGAUUCUCAGUCUCCAUUACUAGCAAUCCCUUUCCCGCCUUUUUUUUUUAAUUAAGGGGUUAGUAUACAGCAUGCAAAGUCAAUAAAGCAUACAGCCUACUUGAUGCAAGAAUAAUAAUACCUCGAGAUGUUCUACUCGAUCGAUUGUUAUUAUUUUGUAUUUUUCUUUUAUUUUACUGAUCUCAAAGUUAACUUAGGUUAAAUAGAAGUUAAAUUAAUUUAAGUUAAAUUAAAUACAAAAC